Molecule: messenger RNA, 2196 nt
Organism: Heterostelium album PN500
Lineage: Eukaryota; Evosea; Eumycetozoa; Acytosteliales; Acytosteliaceae
Exons: 2
Coding region: 1-2196 (731 amino acids)
Source: RefSeq, a predicted model, not a curated record
AUGGCAGAUAGUGAACCAUAUGCAAUUGUAGUUCAAUUUCAAACAUGGAGGCUUUUAAAGACCACUAGGGAGCAUCCUGAAUUUGCCAGUAUGGAUGACACCACUCUGACGGCGCCAGACUUUUUGGCGUUGUCAACAUUUGACAAAGAUACUCAAAUUGACUUUGUCAAGAAAAGAGCAGAACAAUUCUUUGUCGAUCUGGUUUGCUACCACUUAAGCGACGCCGGUCUGGCUGCCCUCGGAAUGGCGAAACCAUCGUUGAACGCCGAUCUGUUGGAACUCAUUCAAGACACAAAGAUCUCAUCUUACUUUCAAGCGUAUGCUCCACUCUGGCUACUCCAAGCUAUCUACCAUUACGAUGAGGGAGAAUAUACUUCGCAAAUCAAAGGUGGAGCCGUGGAAAACAGAAUGUUUGCCCUGAAUCGUAGUAAUGUUUUCAUUCGUUUGACUAUGAUGAUCUAUCAUAUUGCCCUGAAACAAUUGGUUCCGGCGAUGUUGCCAUUCAUCUAUUGGAGUGAUGUCGAUGUUUUCCAGGCAAGAGUCAGAAACUAUUUCAAGGAUGUAGGAAACACAACCAGAUGGUUGAUCGAUGCCAUUAAAUGCCAGAAUGCAGAUGUCAAAGACCCAUCGUUUUUCGAUAGCUAUCGUUUCAGUGAAUUGAAAACCAAGCUCGAUCUCCUCCAGCCAAACAAUCGUCUUUCCAAUGAUCUACUUGGUGGUCUUCAAUAUGCACUGUUGGCAUACUAUGCUACAAAGAAUCUUAUCAACAAUCCUCUCAAUAGAAACAUCGUUAUUCGUUGCACAGAAAUCGUUAUCAAUAGAAUCGUUGAGCAUCCAGAGAACAACAACAACGCAAUAGUAAAUACCAUUAAAACUACGCUUGCCUACGAUACUCCAACACUCAUCACCAAACUUUCAAAUCUAAUGAACAAGGCUGCUUUGGAAAUACCGUUUGAUCAAGUGGUUCCCAUUGAAAACAACUUCCAAUCCACUGCUAAACCAUAUACACCAGAGCUGUUGGCUACUACUGAUUUUGCUCCACUCAAAGACAACGCAGAUUUUGCCAGAUUUGCCAAUGCCGUCUAUUGUACUUGUCAUGUCGGUGUCUUGGCAUACGGUAUUCUUAAUGGUGAGGAUGAAAGUAAAGUAAUUUUCUAUGAUCCAUCUUUGAUCUAUAUCGGAGCUGGUCUGUUCAUCUAUAAAUAUGCCGAUGCUUUGGAUCAAGGAAGAAUCUAUAGUGCCAUGGGAGAGUUCCUUAGAAGUCUCACCAAUGAGAUGGCCAAAGAUGCAACCGAUGUAUUCUCUGCCUACAAGAACUUUGUUCCAAGAAUGAUUCAUAUAAACACACGUGAUCAUAUUCUCCGAUUGAUUCCAUCGUUCUAUAUUCUCACCCGUGAUCAACAGGCAUUCCAACUAUUCAAUAACUUGGCUUCGAGAAUCUUAGAUUGGGGACAGCUCGUCAUUAACUUGCAUCGUAUGGAUGAGAAUGAAAUCGACAACUGUAUUCCAGGCUUGUUCACCGUUCUCAAGAAAUGUGCAUGCGCUGGUCCAUCGACUGCUCUCAUCCUUGGAAAUGGUCUGUACGGUUUGUCGGUGGCGUCCAGAGUUUACCCUCAGCUCGAGAUGACCGCUAAAAACUAUGAGAUUGCCUGUGCUGGUCAAACCGACAUCUCUACUAUCCCCGAUCGUAUAGGAGAGUUUAUUGAGUCUGUCGAUGAAGACCUCACAAUCGACUAUGACAAUUUGCAGAUUGACCACGAUGAAUGGGAGAGUUACUACGAAUCACUGGAUCCAAGAAUUCAAAAAGGUCUCGACAUUUUGAUGCAUGUUACCUCUGGAGACUGGACCAAGGUUGAGGGAUCGACUGCCACCAUACCCAUCGCACGUCCAAGCACAAUCAUUGCAAUGUUACAAUUUUCAUCGGAUGUACUGAACAAUCCAAACAGUGGUAUAUCGAUUGAUGUCACCUCUGCUCUCAACAACAAACUGAUGACACUUGGAGGCAUGAACACUUAUCCAUGGCCGGUGGGAACCAGUAUAGCACAUGCAAGAGAUUGGUCCACAGGUUGCUCAAUCACUCAAGAGAUAGUUCAACCUGGCUUCUAUGAAUAUGAUAUUAGAGCCAGAAUUAGAGGUGCUCCCGCAACCGCUCUUAUCCAUGCUCCUGCUACCAUAUUGUUCAUCGUCCCACUGUAA